AUGAAUGGGCGUGGGCUGGUGCCUGUGGCUCUGGCUGUCGGACUCGGUAUUGUGAAUGGCUACGUUGUUUUCAACCCAGCAUUUCAAGAUCUAGAGGCCGAGAAACUACGCAAGCAGCAAGCUAUGAUAGCAUCCGACCUUGGACCUAAUCUAGUUGAGGUUCCUGUCUCCAGGUCCGAGGAGCAAAAGGGAAUGGACUCUACACAGCAAAAUCCAACAUCCUCAUCCAAAGCGACAGAUAUGCAGCCAGAUAAUGCCCAGCCGCAGAAACCUCGAUGGUGGCAAUUCUGA
Molecule: messenger RNA, 291 nt
Organism: Endocarpon pusillum Z07020
Lineage: Eukaryota; Fungi; Ascomycota; Eurotiomycetes; Verrucariales; Verrucariaceae
Exons: 3
Coding region: 1-291 (96 amino acids)
Source: RefSeq, a predicted model, not a curated record